Eupeodes corollae is the source of this 846-nucleotide messenger RNA. RefSeq lists its product as uncharacterized. Bases 1 to 846 code for a protein of 281 amino acids. The transcript has a single exon. Gene Ontology annotation, molecular function: protein dimerization activity. NCBI's taxonomy places the organism in Eukaryota, Metazoa, Arthropoda, Insecta, Diptera, Syrphidae. The record is from RefSeq and is a predicted model, not a curated record.
AUGGCAAUGUCUUCAAAAGCAUCAACUCUGUUAGCAGCAAUUCAAAGAAGUGAUUUUCUGGUAAGCCUCAUGGUAUGCGAAAAACUUUUUAGUUUAACACUACCCUUAUCAAUUUUCCUUCAAAAUGAAUCUUUAAAUUUCGUGUCUGCAAUAAAUCACACGAAACAAGUCUUAAGUUCUCUUAAGAACAUAAGAGAAACUGCCAGAGACGCUUUUCAAUCCGCAUCACAACUUGCCAGGGAUUUAUUUGAAGUCAGCAUAACAAUUCCAAGGCUUUCUUUGAAACAAACAACGAGUUCUAAUCCAGAAACAUCAUGUUCAGAAGACUAUUUUAGAGUUUCUGUAUUUAUUCGCUGUCUAGAUUCUCUUAUACAAAAUCUUACUGACAAAUUUAUGGUCAACGAGGACGUUUUACUACCGUUUCAAACUCUGCUUCCAGAUUUUGCUGCUGCCAAUCGAGUAAAUGAAAUGGAAAAUCUAACACUCUACUUCGAUAUCGCAAUAUCCUUGUCAGCUGUUAAAGCGGAGUACAUAUUCUGGUGCGAAAAAAUUUCAUCGAUGGAUCCCUCUUCCGAUGUUCUGAAACUGCUAGAUAUAUGUGACAAGACCUACUUCAGGAGCAUAAGCUACUUGCUUACAAUUUUGGCCACGCUACCAGUUACAACAGCUAGCGUUGAAAGAACCUUUUCAACGAUAAAAAGGAUCAAAACAGUAUCCCGAAGCGUUAUGGGCCAUCAAAGACUAAGCGCACUUGCAAUGAUGUCUGUUCACUCAGGUAUUGAUGUGGAUCCAGAUGAAGGGAUCGACAUUAUGUCUAAAAAAAAGACAAGGCGUUUAUUGCUUUAA